AUGUAUGAUAGUAAGAUAUUUAAGAAACUCCUCUAUAAGAACGCUGGAGUAAUAAUGCUUGGAACAUUUGUAUCAAAUAAUAUCAUCACAUUGAGAUGGGUGAAUGAAGAUUCAAUGGCGCCGAUACUAUGCCCGUCACCUAAUUUUAGAGUCUUGGUACUCAGAGCUACAAAAUAUCACAAAAAUGAUGUUAUCAUGUAUAAUAACCCAAACACAGGGAAGGAAUCUUAUGGAAGAUUAACAUCAUUUAACACAUCGCAACAAAUUGCAUCAAUGGCAAACAAUAUUCCAUCAGGACACUGCUGGGUAGAAAACGAUAAUCCAAGGUCUGAUUCAGAUGAUAGUAAUAAGUUUGGACCUGUGAGUUUUUCUAUUCAUUUUGUUCUUAAUCACAUAAAUAUUUAA
This is a messenger RNA of Theileria annulata, 405 nucleotides long. RefSeq lists its product as uncharacterized. Gene Ontology annotation, biological process: mitochondrial respiratory chain complex assembly. Gene Ontology annotation, molecular function: serine-type peptidase activity. The record is from RefSeq and is a predicted model, not a curated record. The coding region runs from base 1 to 405 and encodes 134 amino acids. Gene Ontology annotation, cellular component: mitochondrial inner membrane peptidase complex. The transcript is spliced from 4 exons. NCBI's taxonomy places the organism in Eukaryota, Apicomplexa, Aconoidasida, Piroplasmida, Theileriidae.